This is a messenger RNA of Syngnathus typhle (broad-nosed pipefish), 4742 nucleotides long. RefSeq names its product DNA (cytosine-5-)-methyltransferase 1 (gene dnmt1). Gene Ontology annotation, molecular function: DNA (cytosine-5-)-methyltransferase activity; chromatin binding; zinc ion binding. The record is from RefSeq and is a predicted model, not a curated record. NCBI's taxonomy places the organism in Eukaryota, Metazoa, Chordata, Actinopteri, Syngnathiformes, Syngnathidae. Gene Ontology annotation, cellular component: nucleus. Bases 88 to 4581 code for a protein of 1497 amino acids. The transcript is spliced from 35 exons.
UCUCACGCUCAGCCGCCUCUUUUAGAUUGUUUUAAAGCCAUUUUAUCUUCCGCUCUUAAUCGUUUAUUUUAUCGCCUGCCAAGCGUGAUGCCAGCCAAGACUUCCCUGUCGUUGCCAGAGGAUGUCAGGAAAAGGCUGCAGGUUCUGCAUGAAGAUGGGUCUUCGGAUGAGGACGUGAAAGAGAAGCUCAAGCUGGUGCAGGACUUUCUGCACGCCGACACGCAGGAUGCCCUCGGCAGCCUCGAGGAAAAGAUGAAAAGCUCAGAAAUCUCCAUGGAAGACUACAUCUCCAAAGUGAAGUCCCUGCUGGGAAAGGAGCUAAAUCUGGAGAACGGCGAGGAGACCAACGGCAAAACAAACGGCCUCAGUAACGGCUCCCACAAAGACGAGGACGGCGGCAUGGAUGUGGAGGAGGAAGACGAGACCGUCAAAUCACCCAGCGCACGAGGGAAAGGACGCAAGAGCAAGACUGAUGCCAAAAAGUCUCCAGCCAGUUCCAGGGUGACGAGAAGCGGCGGCAAGCAAGCAUCCAUCAUGUCCAUGUUCCCCAAAAUUCAAAAGCGCAAGUCUGAAGACUUGAAUGGCGAAGCCACAAAUGGAGAAACUGCAGUGAAACAGGAAGAUUGUGCCGAGAAUGUGCCACAGUCCCAGGAGAAGCGUCUGAAAGUGGAGUCUGAUGACAAAGCCGCAAGUCCCGAAGAAGCCAAGCCGGAGACCACGACAGUUUCUUCUGCAAAGACUCCGCCUCCCAAAUGUCCAGAUUGCAGGCAAUAUUUGGACGACUCUGAUCUCAAGUUCUUUCAAGGGGAUCCAGACACUGCGCUGGACGAGCCCGAAAUGCUGACUGACGAGCGGCUCUCCUUGUUUGAUGCAAACGAGGACGGCUUCGAGAGCUACGAGGAUCUGCCGCAGCACAGGAUCACAAACUUUAGUAUCUAUGACAAGCACGGCCAUCUUUGUCCCUUUGACGCCGGACUAAUUGAGAGGAACGUGGAGCUCUACUUCAGUUGCGUUGUCAAGCCAAUCUAUGAUGACAACCCCUGCUUGGAUGGUGGCGUUCCUGCCAAGAAGCUCGGGCCCAUUAACGCCUGGUGGAUUACUGGAUUUGAUGGAGGCGAAAAAGCGCUCAUCGGGUUCACCACAGCGUUUGCCGACUACAUCCUGAUGAAUCCCAGCGAGGAGUACUCCUCCAUCUUCGCGCUGAUGCAGGAGAAGAUCUACAUGAGCAAAAUCGUGGUGGAGUUCCUCCAGAAGAAUCCGGACGUCACUUAUGAAGAUCUUCUCAACAAGAUUGAGACCACGGUGCCGCCGCCGGGCCUCAACUUCAACUGCUUCACCGAGGACACGCUCCUGCGCCACGCCCAGUUCGUGGUGGAGCAGGUGGAAAGCUACGACGAGGCGGGCGACUCGGACGAGCAGCCCAUCAUCGUCACGCCCUGCAUGCGUGACCUCAUCAAGCUGGCUGGCGUCACUUUGGGCAAGAGCAUGCUGCUGUACUGGCGAGCUGCCAGACGACAGGCCAUCCGUCACCCCACCAAGAUCGAGAAGGACAGCAAGGGUCCCACCAAAGCCACCACCACGAAGCUGGUCUACCUGAUUUUUGACACCUUCUUCUCGGAGCAGCUGGAGAAGGACGACAAAGAGGCCAUCGCCAAACGGCAGCGCUGCGGCGUCUGCGAGGUUUGCCAAUCUCCAGAUUGUGGCAAGUGUGCCGCCUGCAAGGACAUGAUCAAAUUUGGAGGAAGUGGCAAAAGCAAGCAGGCGUGUAAACAAAGAAGGUGCCCAAAUCUGGCUGUGAAGGAGGCCGAGGAUGACGAGAAUAUAGAGGAAGAAGAUGUCCCGGUGAAGAGCAAGAAAGCAUCUCGCGUGAAGACCAAGAAGCAGGCUCAGUGCAAGCUGACGUGGGUCGGCGAGCCCAUUCAGUGCGAGGGCAAAAAGCAGUACUACAAAAAGGUCCGUGUGAAUGAUGAAGAGCUGGAGGUCGGCGACUGUGUCUCGGUUUCUUCCGAAGAUCCUUCCACUCCGUUGUACCUGGCUAGGAUCACGGCAAUGUGGGAGGACAACAACGGCAAGAUGUUCCACGCCAACUGGUUCCUCCGCGGCACGCAAACUGUGCUCGGCGAGUCGUCCGAUCCCCUGGAGCUUCUCUUGGUGGACGACUGCGAAGACAUGUCUCUCAACUACAUCCAAGGCAAAGUCAACGUCAGCUACAAGGCGCCCUCCAACAACUGGUUCAUGGAGGGCGGGAUGGAUGCCGACGUCAAGGUGAUUGAAGACGACGGCAAAAGUUUCUUCUAUCAGUUCUGGUACGACAUGGACUUUGCCCGCUUUGAGACGCCGCCCAAGACCACGCCGUCAGAAGACUGCAAGUUCAAAUUCUGCUGCAGCUGCGUGAGGAUUAAAGAACGCGAGGAGCGGGAAACACCUUGCGCCUUUGAGCCGCUGGAUGAAGAGCAUGACUCCAAGGCGCUCUACGCACUGGCCUGCUUCAGAGGAGAGCAGUUCAAAGUGGGCGACAGCGUCUACUUGCCUCCUGAGGCCUUCAACUUCAGUGUGAAAGCAACCAGCCCGGUGAAGCGCUCCCACAGGAAAGAGGACGUGGACGAGGACUUGUACCCAGAAUACUACAGGAAGUCCUCAGACUAUAUCAAAGGCUCCAACCAGGACGCCCCGGAUCCGUUCCGCAUCGGCCGCAUCAAGGAGAUCUUCUGUCACCGGCGCAGCAACGGCAAGGCUGACUCGGCGGAGGUCAAACUGCGACUAUACAAGUUCUACAGACCGGAGAACACCCACAAGGGAGUAAAAGGCAGCUACCACACAGAUGUCAAUCAGCUCUACUGGAGCGACGAAGAGGUCACGGUCAGCUUGUCCGACGUGCUGGGACGCUGUCACGUGGAAUACGGAGAGGACCUCACCGAGUCGGUCCUAGAAUAUUCCAACGAAGGACCCGACCGCUUCUAUUUCCUGGAGGCUUAUAAUGCCAAAACCAAAAGUUUUGAGGAUCCUCCAAACCACGCUCGCUCUGCCACGUCCAAAGGCAAAGGAAAGGGCAAAGGAAAAGGUAAAGGCAAAGGGAAGUCCUCCGCCCUUCAGGAACCAGCGGAGCAAAUCACCGAAGCGCAGACUCCCAAGGUGCAUAAAUAUCGCACUCUGGACGUGUUCUCGGGCUGCGGUGGUCUCUCCGAGGGCUUCCACCAGGCUGGCAUUUCCGAGACUGAGUGGGCCGUGGAGAUGUGGGAGCCGGCGGCGCAGGCCUUCCGGCUCAACAACCCGGGCACCACCGUCUUCACAGAGGACUGCAACGUAUUGCUCAAGCUGGUCAUGUCGGGCGAGAAGACAAACUCCCUGGGACAGAAGCUGCCGCAGAAAGGCGACGUGGAGAUGCUCUGCGGUGGGCCACCCUGCCAAGGCUUCAGCGGCAUGAAUCGCUUCAACUCUCGCACCUACUCAAAGUUCAAGAACUCGCUGGUGGUCUCCUACCUCAGUUACUGUGAUUACUACAGACCAAAGUUCUUCCUGCUGGAGAAUGUGAGGAACUUUGUGUCCUUCAAAAGCUCCAUGGUCCUCAAGUUGACCCUGCGCUGUCUCGUCCGAAUGGGAUACCAGUGCACGUUUGGAGUCCUGCAGGCGGGUCAGUACGGCGUGGCCCAAACUCGCCGCCGAGCCAUCAUCCUGGCAGCCGCUCCCGGAGAGAAGUUGCCUCGCUAUCCGGAGCCCCUGCAUGUGUUCGCCCCCAGAGCCGUCUCCCUCAGCGUAGUGGUGGACGAAAGGAAAUACGUCAGCAACGUCACGCGCGGCAACGGCGGAAUCUACAGAACCAUCACCGUCCGAGACACCAUGUCUGACCUGCCAGAGAUUCGCAACGGCGCCUCGGCCUUGGAGAUUUCCUACAACGGCGAGCCUCAGUCUUGGUUUCAGCGGCAGAUCCGUGGCACGCAGUACCAGCCCAUCCUCAGGGAUCACGUCUGCAAGGACAUGAGUGCUCUGGUGGAGGGCCGCAUGCGCCACAUUCCUUUGGCGCCCGGCUCCGAUUGGAGAGACCUUCCCAAUAUCGAAGUGCGCCUGAAGGACGGCACCAAGACCAAGAAGCUGCGCUACACACACCCGGACAAGAAGAACGGACGUAGUGGCACGGGCGCGCUCAGAGGCGUCUGCACCUGUGCCGGAGGAAAGCCUUGCGAUUCGGCCGACCGACAGUUCAACACGCUGAUCCCGUGGUGUCUGCCUCACACGGGAAACCGCCACAAUCACUGGGCGGGGCUUUACGGGAGGCUGGAGUGGGACGGGUUCUUCAGCACUACCGUCACCAAUCCUGAGCCCAUGGGAAAACAGGGUCGCGUUCUGCACCCUGAGCAACACCGUGUGGUCAGCGUGAGGGAGUGCGCACGCUCUCAGGGGUUCCCCGACACGUAUCGCUUCUUCGGAAACGUUCUGGAUAAGCACAGACAGGUGGGCAACGCUGUGCCCCCGCCCCUCUCCAGAGCUAUCGGGCUGGAGCUUAAGAAAUGCGUCAUUGAAAGGAUGAAGGAAGAACAGACAGCAGAGAACAUCAAACAAGAGAAGAUGGAGGUGUCUGAUUAGUGUUCUUCUCUUGGCAGCAAAACGUGGAUGAUUAUAUUCAUUCAUGGCUGGCUCGGUUACCGGUCAGAAUUUAAAUGUGCUUUUAAUGCCUGUUAACAUGUUGGACAAAUUGUAUGUAGUUUUUAUAUGUAAUAUUUCAAAUAAAGCUCUUAUCACAUGAA